Haliotis rubra (blacklip abalone) is the source of this 4344-nucleotide messenger RNA. Its product is annotated as serine/threonine-protein kinase Nek10-like. Gene Ontology annotation, biological process: protein phosphorylation. The record is from RefSeq and is a predicted model, not a curated record. Bases 162 to 3590 code for a protein of 1142 amino acids. Lineage: Eukaryota; Metazoa; Mollusca; Gastropoda; Lepetellida; Haliotidae. The transcript is spliced from 31 exons. Gene Ontology annotation, molecular function: protein kinase activity; ATP binding; protein binding.
GUCAUCUGAUUGGUGACUUUUGGGAAUACUAAUGUCCUAUGGCAAGAUGAAGACAGGCAGUUAAGCUGAGUGCCAAUGCUUGUAGGCCUCUUGUGUCCAUGAUGUAGAGGGGCACUCACAAGCAGGCCCUUAUCCAUCCAUUCCGUCCGUCCACUGAUAAUAUGCCUAGCAUGGAGAAGAGGAGGAGGAGUUCGCCAGAUCCAGAUCAAGAGCCCAAGGAUCUGUGUCGGCUCCUCAGUCUGAUCUCAACUCCAGCCAGCAAACAACAGCUACCGUCCUUGAGCUAUGAAUCUUGUGACACUGGUUCUCGGGGAGACAAGUGGCCACGCCCACAGCCCAAGUCAGGAUCUCAUCAGCACCAAUCUACUGAGGCAGUGGCACUGGAAACAUUCAGUCAGAGGUACCAGAAUGAGCGCCACUUCAGUGUCCACCCACAACAUGCCAGGUUUACAGAAAUUUUCUCAUCCCUCACCAAACACAGACUGUGUUGCAGUGAGUGGACAAUACGAGCUCCUCCUGAAAACAUUCUCCGUGUUUUGAUCUGCGUCCGGAUCUUGAUGCGAGACUCAACAUACCAGAAACAAUUUUUUCAGCUAGGAGGUGUCAAGCACCUGUCUGAGCACUUCAAGAAGGCCACAGACAGUUACCUGAGGUUUGGGGAUGAACCCUUCCUGCUGGAGAUACUGAAGGAGAUGACAAAUAUAUUCCAGAAGUUGUCUGCAGUGACGGAACAGAGGGAAUGGCUGGUGGCUUGUGAAGCCCAUCAGACCCUGGUUCUCCUGCUGGCUGCUAGCGAUGUGUUCGUUCUUCACUCCUCUCUGUAUGCACUCAUUGGACUUGCUCAGAGCCCCAAGCCGAGGCAGCUGAUUGGUGAACUCAGUUAUUGUAUAGAGAUACUUCUUCGCUUCAUACAGGAGUAUGAUACCUUGUCAAAAAAGCUGUCAGCUAGUCUAUUGCGGUACCUGUGUGCUGAUGCUCAAAGCAGGGACCUGGUCAGGUUGUACGAUGGGGUCCCGAUCCUGCUCAGCCAGCUGCACUCGGACAACGUGAACUUGUUAUGGCAUGUGGUGUGGUGUAUUGUCCAGCUGUGCUCGGACCCGGACACCAGCAGCGACAUCCGACAGCUGGGCGGGAUCCCUCUUCUCCUCUCUCUGUUACAUGACCGGACGUUUGUGACGGAGAGAUCGGAGGCUAGUGAUGGUGCAAUGGCAAGUGCGGGAAUACAUGGCAGGACUCCGGCCAUCUUAGAUGCUGAGGGUAUGGAGGGUUAUGGAAGGGCAAAGCGUGGUAGGACCAAGCAAGAGGAGAUCUUGUACAGGCAGUAUGAUCUCAAAUCAGCAUGCUGUGCAGCGUUGACAGAGCUGGUCCUGGAUGAUACCAACGCUCAACAGAUUGUCCAGGCUAACGGUGUCUACUCCCUCGGACUGCUCAUCCUGCCUCACGAAGCUGGACACAAGGAGUCCAAGACGGUCGAGAAAUUACAAAGAAAUGCAUUCCGUGCUCUGAGAUUCCUGUUCAGUAUGGAGAGGAAUCGUCGGCUCUUCAAGUGUCUGUUUCCGCCAAAACUAUAUGAGAUGUUUAUUGAUGUUGGACAUUACAACAAGGAUCUGUCAGCCUACAAGAAACUUGUGCAUAAGAUGAACAGUUUGCCAAAAGAUCAGAUAGAAGAGAUCCGGGAAAGUAUCUGCGAUACAAACCAGGAGCGAUCAGCAUCCAAAUAUAUCGGUGACUAUGCUGUCUUUGAGUUGCUCGGGAGUGGUGCUUUUGGAUCAGUCUUCAAGGUCAAGAAAAGGUCUGCAGGACAGACUUUCCUGGCUUUGAAGGAGCUGAAUCUGCAGCACUCAGCAUUUGGGAAGAAUGCAAAGGAAAAGGAAGAAAGUGUCGGGGAGAUUCAGAACGAGUUGAACAUCAUUCGACAGGAGCUGCGUCAUCCCAACAUUGUCAGAUACUGCAAGACCUUCGUGGAAUGUGAGCGUCUUUACAUUGUCAUGGAGCUGAUAGAGGGCGCUCCACUCGGGGAACAUUUCAACUCACUCAAGGAGAAAAAGGAAAAGUUUCAGGAGACCAGGAUUUGGAAUAUAUUCAUGCAGAUGGUGCUGGCACUGAGAUAUCUGCACAAGGAGAAGGGAAUCGUCCAUCGGGACCUCACCCCAAACAAUAUCAUGCUUGGGGAGAAUGACAAGGUCACCUUCACUGACUUUGGGUUAGCCAAACAGAAGAGAAGUGACUGCAGCAAGAUGACAUCAGUUGUAGGGACAAUAUUAUAUUCAUGCUGUAUCACAGCAUGCCCCGAGUCACGGCCAGACAUCCUGCAGCUCAGUGGGAAGCUGGUGGACAUCCUCCUGGUCAACAUGGACACCCUGAGAAUUCAGCAGAUGAGUCUGGAGAAGAAGCUGGACAGAGAGAGGAAGAGAACACAGAAGCAUUUCUUUGAAGCCAAUCGGAACAUGCAGAACUACCACAAGUUAUUCCUGGCAUCACAGGAGAGAUAUGACAAGCUCGCUAACCUGUCUGCUAGUGGUGGUGCUGCUGGCUUUAAGGAUUCUGAGAGCAGUGAUGGCGUGUUUCUCGAUGGGAUGGAGUCUCGCAAGGAGAAAGUGAGCUCCUCAUCCUCCAGUACUGAUCACCAGGACACCGAGCAGGAAAUGGCUGAGCAAGGUUGGACAAGUGAUGAUGAGAGCUGCCCCAGUAGCGGCAGUGAGAGUCGAGAGAGCAGCGCAGGUAGCACACGGUCACGGGGGCGUGUCAGCUCCCGUAAAUCAUCAUCAUCUGUGCCACACCCACCUGCCCCCAGUACACCCAAACUCUUCCGAGAUGCACGUCGUAGAGCAGCAAAACGAGAUCCAUUCUCGUUGCUUACUCUAGAAAUUCCAAACCAGUCAAAGGCAAGUCGAGAUUCUGGUCUCAGUUCCGGUGACCCAUCCCCCAAUAACAGCCAGUCUCCCAUCACUGUUCCAGUUGAACCCUCCCUUGUUGGAAGGGGGGACAACAAACCUAACUUCCGACGAUCUCAGAGCUCUAAUGACACUGUGUUAGCUCAUGUGUCUCAUAAGCUCGAAAAUCGUUCCCGAAGCGCGGCCACACUGGCAAUAUCUCCAAACCGCCUGCGGGAGAUCAGUGACCCCAUUAUACAGAUGCUGCACCAGCUUCAUAAAAUCAUCUAUGUCACUCAGAUGCCUCCAACACUAUGUCCCAACAGCAAGAGGAGAAUGAUAGAACAGUUCAAACGAGCACUCUUCUCCCCAAACAGCACUUCCAUGAAUCUCAAGAAUGAGCUCAGGAAGCUGCUGCAGGGGUCACGUGAUGUUAUAGACUUGAACCUGGGAGUGCCAGAAACCCCUAGAAAACAGAAGUUCUCCUUGUCCGAUCAGGAGAUGUUCUCCUUCAGUAUUGAAAAGCUGGCAACUCGGAGUUACAAUCCAGACUUUCAUGAUGUCGGAAUUACAUACGAACAGAUGCAAAAUAUGAUAGAUGAUACUCUAGUGGAUUGUGGGUACUACAGUGUGUCGGCAAGGCAACGGCAGAAGACACCACCCCUUUCAUCCGUCCAUGAUGUUUUCCGAAGCAGAAUGGAUUCCUUUGGGUCGUAACAUGGAACAUAUUGUUUCAUGGAGUGACCUGCAAUAAGUUUAGGCUAAAAAAUAUCAUAUUAGUCUUUGUGCUGGAAUUUUGUAGUUUAGUUACUCAAGGUGUAAUUAAGUGCUUUCCAACAGGGACACUGAGCAAAUGAUCUAAAUUACUAUUAGCCUGACUUAUUUAGACUCACAUUGAUAUGAAAUUCAGUGAGUUUAAAUUGACAAGUUAUUCAGAUAAAUUGUGAAAAAAAAAUUACUUAUAAAAUAGCUUCUCCUUGCACUUGUUCUUUCAUGCAAUACAUGCACUGUAGUUACCCAAGAACGUGCACAGCAAUAUUUGGAAGGUAUUUUGUUAAGAUGUGUUGUAACUGUUUUUUCAACACAGGCAUUAUGACUAUAAUAGACAGUAUUACCAUGGUUACUAUCUAUUGGAUACAUUCCUGGUCCCAUUGACACAAUGUGAUCAUAGGACUAUGAUGGUCCUGACUCCCAUGCUCUAAUAUAGACAAGCAAGCGUCUAGCACAGAGACUGGUUUGUGCAAGUGGUUCCUGGUAUUGUGAGUUUGUGUGACCAAGAGUAUUUGAAAUCAGUUCUUGUUAUGUGGAAUGAAGACGUAUUUUGAUCCGUGAGUGUACACUGUAUAUACAAGUAUCUCACCAUCCCUUUGAUUCGUGAAGAUCCGGGUUAGAAUUGAUCUUCAGCAACCCAUGCUUGUCAUAAGAGGUGACUAAUGGGAUUGGGUGGUCAGGGUCGCUGACUUGGCUGACA